CACACAGAUGUAGCUCAUCCGCCACAUACGCACGGAUGAGAAGGUUCGUACCAACGUACAUCUUAGUAUUGUUUUAGAUAAUAUUCUUAAAUAAUAAUUUUGUAUCCCCCUCCUCCAUUCUCAACCGCAUCCUACCCUACCCUACAAAUAAGAUUUGCUACAUGUAUUUUUAACCACUUGUUCCUCAUUAGUUAUUAUAAACAUUUACUUUUUCAACACCACCCUAAUCACAUGCAAAUCUCCCUGCAUGUAUGGACGUCACAUUACAACCAUAAACACCUAAAUAACAACAAACAACAAUUCCCCUAAUAACAUCGUCCCAAACAAUCACAACAAAUCUCUAAUGGGUUUGAAAAAUCUGUUAAACCGGAAGAAAAAGAAGAAAAGUGGAGAAAACAACAGCACACACGACCAAAACCGCGAAGAAGAACCCACAAAUCCGACAACAAAAUCGACGCCAGAGGCAUCGCGUACCAAACCAUUAGAUUCUAGAGUCCGAAUCGAGGAGGAGUUAGAACAAGUUUUCAAAAAAUUCGACGUAAAUGGUGAUGGGAAAAUAUGUGCAUCCGAAUUGGGAUCAAUAAUGGGAAGCUUGGGACACCACCCGACGAAUGAGGAGCUACAAAAUAUGAUUAAGGAGGUUGAUGCCGAUGGUGACGGGUUUAUAAACUUGGAGGAGUUUAUAGAAUUGAACACGAAGGACAUUGAUUCGACUGAGGUGUUGGAGAAUUUGAAAGACGCGUUUUCCAUUUUUGAUAUUGAUAAAAAUGGGUUGAUAACCGCAGAAGAGUUGUUGGAUGUUUUGAAGAGUUUGGGGGAGAAUUGUACCAUCACCGAUAGUCGAAAAAUGAUCGCUGGAGCAGAUCGAGAUGGUGAUGGUAUGAUCAACUUUGAUGAGUUUAAAGAUAUGAUGAAGAUGGGUUCACAUUUUGAUUCCAAAGGGUUGGGGAAACAAGAAAUUGUUGAAGAUUAGUUGUUUAAUUUGUUUCUUUGAUUUUUACUAUAUUUAUUUAUGGUGGUCUAGAUUUGAAUCUUUUGUUUGUUAUGAAUCUGAUUUGUUAGAUUUUUUUUUUUUUUUUAGUUUGAUAAUUCGUGUACUAGAUGUGUUAGUUAUGGUUAUUUUUUAAAUUUUCAUG
Helianthus annuus (common sunflower) is the source of this 1136-nucleotide messenger RNA. RefSeq names its product probable calcium-binding protein CML25. NCBI's taxonomy places the organism in Eukaryota, Viridiplantae, Streptophyta, Magnoliopsida, Asterales, Asteraceae. Bases 344 to 973 code for a protein of 209 amino acids. The transcript has a single exon. The record is from RefSeq and is a predicted model, not a curated record. Gene Ontology annotation, molecular function: calcium ion binding.